AUGCCGAAUAACGAUCAAGAAACACCGCCAAUGGAUGUCACCAUAAUGACAGUAUUAGUAUCCAGCAUAAAUGCUUUAAAAGCCGCCUUGGAAGAACUUAGAAAAGAUACUGCCGAGAGCCAAACCGCCAUCAAAGAUCUCAGCAUCCAAGUAGAAGCACUGCCCAUUCAAAACAGAGACUCCUUGGACACGUCUGCUGACCAUUUCUCAACGCCACCGGUAGGUAAUAAUCUCCUUAUUCCAGCAGGUGAUUUGACGAGCACACGAAUUUACGAUCUGCCAACCUUCUCUGGAAAUGCCGAGGAAUGGCCAUUAUUUUUUGCGAGUUUUGAGGAUACCACUGAGGCCUUCAAAUACAGCAACAGGCAAAAUUUAAUGCGCCUUCAAAAAUGCUUAGUUGGUGCAGCAAGGGAAGCGGUAGUAUCAAUGCUCAUUUAUCCAAGUGAAGUGCCGAAAAUCAUCGAUGAGCUACAGUUCACGUUUGGAAGACCCGAACACAUGGUUAGGUAUCAGCUUAGUAAAAUCAAAGCCAUACCAAUUAUACCAGAAAAUAAAAUCGAUCAAAUUCUGGUAUAUUCGACCAAAGUUCGAAAUGUGGGGUCGUUCCUAAAAGCGUCAAAAUGUGAACGACAGCUUUCAGAUCCAAAUCUCUUGGACGAACUUGUUGUAAAGUUGCCGACCAGUAAACAAUUUGAAUGGAUCAAACACAGUCUAGAUAUAAAGCCGUACGCAUCGAUCGAACACUUUUCAGCUUGGCUGAGCACACUAGCCAGAAUAAUGGGGAAAAUGCCACCACCACUCCAAAGUACUUCCAGAUUGACUCCUCAAGUGGCACAACGUAGAGUAAUGCAUGCAACCGAAACAGUAGCAAGAGAAUUUAAAUGCUGCCACUGUGGAUUAAAUCAUAAACUUGCCAAUUGUGAACAAUUUAAGACGGAUCUAAACGUUGAGGAUCGUUGGACCAAAGUUAAAGCCAAUCAACUGUGUUUCUCGUGCUUGAACAAAGGCCACAGUUCAUUAGUAUGUCGUAUGAAAAAGAUCUGUGGCAUAUCAGGAUGCCGGAGAUACCAUCAUCACAGUCUUCAUGAAGAAAUUCCCCAAUCAAGAUUAAACGCACAGCCAAUCUUGAAUUGUGACACACCAGAUGACACCGGUCAGCUGUUUAAGAUUUUGCCGGUUACCUUGUAUGGUCCUACAGGCAAUAUAGAUACCUACGUAAUGUUCGAUGAAGGCUCAGCUAUAUCCCUUAUGGAAGAAGAUACAGCCGUAACUACGGAAGAAUCUCGAAAAGUUAGUCUGGAAAUCGAAGGUCUAGAAGAAAACCAGCGUUUCAACAUCAAAAAUGUAAGAACUAUUAAAAACCUCAACCUACCUGUCCAGUCAUUUAAGAAGUCGGAUUACAACUACCUAAAGUUCUUACCACUUCAGGAGUACACCGAGGCCAGACCAGUUAUAUUGCUAGGAUUAGACUAUGUUCAUCUUAGUGCUUCAUCAACAGUUGUAGAAUCUGGCCAAACAACACCGAUCGCUGCAAAAACUAAGCUAGGCUGGGUUGCUUACGGACCAAGAACAACAACUCCAAAUCCUAUGUUCCUUCACAUCCGCCAAAGAGACACCAACUUAAAUCAAAUCGUGACAGACUUUAUUGCAACAGAAAACUUUGGUGCAAAUGAAUCGUGUCCAAUUCCUGAGUCAACGCAAAACAUUAAGGCCAAAGAAAUAAUGAAAAAUACUACCAGAAAAAUCGGCAAACGGUAUGAGAUCGGGUUGCUUUGGAGGGAGUUUGUGCCUACACUCCCUAACAGCUUCUCGAUGGCACUGAAACGCCUUAUCAGCAUAGAAAAAAAGAUGAGCCGAGAACCCGAGUUUGCCGACAGGUAUCGUGAAGGUAUAAGGAAAUAUGUUGACAGUGGAUAUGCUAGGAAACUAUUCGAAGACGAGAUAAACAACACAAGGCAUGCAGUAUGGUAUUUGCCGCAUUUUGCCGUUCAAAGUCCGCAUAAGCCAAAUAGAGUGCGAAUAGUGUUUGACGCCGCUGCCACUUCUCAUGGCAUUUCACUUAACUCUGUUUUGUCUAAGGGACCCGAACAGGCAAAACCACUCAUCGGCAUAUUAUUCCAGUUUCGUCAAGAUGUCAUCGGAGUCGCAGCUGAUAUAAGGGAAAUGUUCUCCCAAAUUCGCAUCAUUCCCGAGGAUCAACAUGCACAGCGUUUUCUGUGGAGGGAUGGUGACCAGAAUAAGCCAGUUCAACAAUUCGCAAUGGUGUCAAUGAUUUUUGGAGCAGUUUGUUCACCGUGUUGUGCCGAAUGGAUAAAGAACAUCAAUGCCAAACGAUUUGAAGACACGUAUCCCGAGGCGUCUGCCGCAGUCAUUGGUAAGCAUUAUGUCGAUGAUUUUGUAUGUAACUUUCCAAAUGAAGAAGAAGCCGAACGAAUUUGUAAACAAGUCACCAUCAUCAAUGCAGAAGCAUUGUUCCAGCUACGUAAUUUUGUUUCUAAUUCAUCAAAGUUAGAAACAACAAUGAAUGGAGUGGCCGUUACUGAAUCGAAGAAAAUCAGCAUGGAACGUCAAGCUACAUCGGAAAAAAUUCUUGGAAUGUUCUGGGAUACGACAACAGAUUCCUUCAAUUUUGAAACCAAAUUCCACCGCAUUCCACAAAAGGUUUUAGAAUCUCGUCGACCACCAACCAAAAGGGAACUUCUUGGAAUAGUAAUGGCAAUAUUCGACCCCUUUGGAUUUUUAGCCGACUUUUUGAUUUUUUCAAAAAUCCUGGUUCAAGAAUGUUGGAAAGUAAGCAUUGACUGGGAUGACCCAAUACCUACUGAGCUACAUAUCAAAUGGUCUGCAUGGUGGAACGAGUUUCAACAGGUAAAAGCCUUUCAAAUAUCACGAUGUUAUUCGCCGCAUAUCCGCCUUUCAAACAACACCGAGCUGCACGUAUUCGUAGAUGCCAGCCAAAGUGCCUUUGCAGCCGUUGAUUAUUUUCGUAUUGUCACAGAAAACCGAAUUGAAUUAAGCUUUGUAGCAGGAAAAACUAGAACUGCCCCUAAAAAAUUGAUGUCCGUUCCUAGACUGGAGCUACAAGCAGCCAUACUUGGUUUACGUCUAAGCAGGUCCAUCAUUCAAAGUCACGAGAUCAAAAUAGCGAAAACAGUUUUCUGGAGCGAUUCCCGAACCGUACUCUACUGGAUUCACUCACAUGAACGUAGGUACAAACCCUUUGUUGGCCACCGAAUUUCGGAAAUCAUUAGCAACACCGAUCCGAACCAAUGGCGCUGGGUGCCAACUUCAGAUAACUCAGCAGAUGCAGCCACUCGCCCUACGUUCCCACCGAAAUUCAACUGCAGUAGUCGAUGGAUUCAGGGACCUGAUUUUUUGAAAGACAACGAACAACAUUGGCCAGCGUUCCAGCUAGAAAAAACAAACAUAGCAUCCGAAGAAGAAAUCCAAACGAAGACAGUCUUAUGUUGCCAGCUAAAACGAGUAACCGCAUGGGUGGUAAGAUUUGUGAAAAUUAAGGCAAAAAUCGACGUACCGAAAGGCCCUCUCUUAAUUUCUGAUAUGGUGGCUGCGGAGCAGUUCAUUUGCCGAAUCGUCCAAAAAGAAGAAUACCGUCUUGAGAUAGCCGCUUUGAAAGGGGGUAAAACUAUUUCUAAAUCCAGUUCAAUUUAUGCCCUGACGCCGUAUUUGGACGAAAAAGGUUUGCUGAGAAUUCAAGGCCGAUUAGAUGAAGCACUUUGUCUACCAUACAGUGCACGAAGACCCAUAAUACUGCCACAAAAUCAUACAGUAUCUCGACUUAUUGUUCAAAGUUUCCACCGGAGGUAUCACCACCAAAAUGUCGCUGUCAUCAUCAACCAAAUCCGUCAAAUAUUCUGGAUGCCUCGUUUAAAAACUAUCUUAAAAGAUGUACAAAAGGAGUGUUCAAUAUGUAAGAUUGACAGAGCCGCCCCAAAACCGCCUUUAAUGGGACAACUACCUACCGACCGGGUAACACCCUAUGUUCGACCAUUCACCUAUACAGGUGUUGAUCUAUUUGGACCCUUGAAUGUAUCUAUAGGGCGACGCCGUGAGAAAAGGUGGGUGGUCAUAUUCACAUGCCUUACCAUCCGAGCAGCACAUUUCGAAAUUGCCGAAAGCUUAUCAACAGACGCUUUCAUAAUAUGCCUGAAGAACUUCAUCAACCGUCGUGGGUCACCAGUGUCCAUUCGAUGCGAUAAUGGCACCAAUUUCAUCGGUGCACAGAGGGAAUUGAAGAAAAAUGAAUGUCUCUUGGACACCGAUCGAAUUAUAGACGAAUCCACCAAACAAAAUAUCGAGUGGAUCUUCAAUUGCCCUGCAAACCCUAGUUCCGGUGGAUGCUGGGAACGACUUAUCAAAAUUGUGAAGCUCCUGUUCUCAAAAACACUGAAGGAUGAGGCACCUAGAAUUGAGACUCUUCGAUGUGCUCUUUUGGAAGCAGAAAACAUCAUGAAUUCCCGACCGCUCACUGAAAUUCCGCUGUCCAGUGACCAAGACGAGCCGCUAACACCGAACCACUUUUUGUUAGGGUGUGUUAACUCGACCCAGACACCACAUCCCGUCGACAUCAAAAUAUGCUUACAAAAGCAAUGGCGAAUAGCACAAAACUUGAAGGAUCGUUUAUGGAAGAGAUGGGUUGUAGAAUACCUACCACAACUUUUACGCCGUUCCAAGUGGCAUGACAAACCACCACCGCUUAAAGUCAACGAUCUGGUUAUCAUUUGCGAUCAUAAUCAACCUCGUAGCCAAUGGCAAAAGGGACGAGUUACAAAGGUUGUCCCAGCUAAGGACAGCCACAUCAGAAUAGCCGAAGUGAAAACUGCAAAUGCCCUUCUAAGACGCCCUGCCAAUAAACUAGCUGUUUUGACGAUUGAUGCAUUGCAAAGUGUUGUCAGCGUCAUAGAAAAAUCACUGAAUGACAAGGAAUACACCCUUGCAACGUUCUUGGAUAUUGAGGGAGCCUUCAAUAACGUGAAGAACGAAACAGUGAAGCAAGCCUUGGACGACCACAAAGUCGAAAAGGCAAUAACACAGUGGAUAAUGUGUAUGCUCAGAAAGAGACAAAUUAACUCUGAGCUAGCGGAAAAAAGGAUGAGAGUAAACACAUCCAGAGGCACUCCUCAGGGUGGAGUUCUCUCACCGCUACUUUGGGUUCUUGUCAUGAACGGCACACUCCCUAAAUUAAAAUCAAGUGGUAUAAGGAUAAUAGCCUACGCUGAUGAUCUUGCAUUACCAGCGACUGGCAAGACCCUAUCAACUAUCAGUAAACAAAUGGACUAG
Molecule: messenger RNA, 5301 nt
Organism: Eupeodes corollae
Lineage: Eukaryota; Metazoa; Arthropoda; Insecta; Diptera; Syrphidae
Exons: 4
Coding region: 1-5301 (1766 amino acids)
Biological process (GO): DNA integration
Molecular function (GO): nucleic acid binding
Source: RefSeq, a predicted model, not a curated record